Monodelphis domestica (gray short-tailed opossum) is the source of this 653-nucleotide messenger RNA. It is a transcript of the gene RPS15, whose product is annotated as ribosomal protein S15. Gene Ontology annotation, biological process: translation; ribosomal small subunit assembly. Gene Ontology annotation, cellular component: ribosome; cytosolic small ribosomal subunit. NCBI's taxonomy places the organism in Eukaryota, Metazoa, Chordata, Mammalia, Didelphimorphia, Didelphidae. The record is from RefSeq and is a predicted model, not a curated record. Gene Ontology annotation, molecular function: structural constituent of ribosome; RNA binding.
UGGCAGCAGCAGGAGAUGCCAGGAGAGGGCGUGCUCCCAACUUUCCAAAGAGAAGCGGAAGGGCGGAUCCAGCGUGCAACGCCGGGGCGGGGCAGGGCCGGAGCGCGCCGGCGUGGGGUGCCGUCGGGAGAUAUCUGCGCCUGCGCCAACGGAAGCAGUCUUUUCCUCAGAGCAGGCAAGAUGGCGGAAGUGGAGCAGAAGAAGAAGCGAACCUUCCGGAAGUUCACCUACCGCGGUGUGGACCUGGAUCAGCUGCUGGACAUGUCCUAUGAACAGCUCAUGCAGUUGUAUAGUGCUAGACAGAGAAGGCGACUCAACCGAGGCCUGAGGCGCAAACAGCACUCCCUCCUGAAGCGCCUAAGGAAGGCUAAGAAGGAGGCACCCCCCAUGGAAAAGCCUGAAGUGGUGAAGACACACCUUCGAGACAUGAUCAUCCUGCCAGAAAUGGUAGGCAGUAUGGUGGGCGUCUACAAUGGCAAGACCUUCAAUCAGGUAGAAAUUAAGCCAGAGAUGAUUGGACACUACCUGGGCGAAUUCUCUAUCACCUACAAGCCUGUGAAACACGGCCGGCCCGGUAUUGGAGCUACCCACUCCUCUCGUUUCAUUCCUCUCAAGUAAUCUAGAUUUAACAAUAAAAGCUAAAAGGUUCUUAA